Messenger RNA from Effrenium voratum, 2132 nucleotides. NCBI's taxonomy places the organism in Eukaryota, Dinophyceae, Suessiales, Symbiodiniaceae. The record is from the annotation of a GenBank genome assembly.
AGCUGUUUCUCAUUUUUCGCCGGCCUCGUCCCUUCGGACCAUUUCCGUCGGCUCGCGAUGGCGGAUCCGGCGCUUCGGCUGUUCCAUGCGCUGCUGGUGACGAUGCUGGCGAUUCUGGCGGGCUUCAUAUGCGUGCGCUUGGAGUUCGUGCGGCCAGAGAAAGGAGAGCUGAAGGGCCUAGCCUUCUUCAUCGGCGCCAUCUCCUUCCCUUUGCUCAUCUUCAACACCGUGGCCACCGCAGAGAUCGCUGCGCUGGACGUAGCAGUGAUUGGCGCCUGCAGCCUGGGCAAGGUGGUGGUGAUGGCCCUGACCUGGUGCCUAAGCUUCGUGGCCUACCAGCCCAAGCGCUGCCGGGGCCAGCGGGUGCUCACAGCCUCGGUCUUCGCCUUCUUCGCGGUGGCCUCGGACGACUUUGCCAUCGGCUUCCCGGUGAUCGAGGCCUUGUACGGGGAGCAGAUGGACAUGAGCAUCUACAUCACGGGCAACGCCUUGGUGGGCUCCCUCUUCUUCGUACCUCUGACGAUGAUCGCCUUCGCCAUCGGCGGCGCUUUGAAGCACAAGGAGACAGGACCUGAGGUCUCCGAGUCUGUGGAGGAAGGCGCCGACGGAAGCUCCGAGAUGACGUGCCUGCGCCUGAUGAGAUCCACCUGCUACGACCUGGGCACGAACCCGGUGCUGGUGAUGACCUGUGCGGGCCUUGCCUUCAACCUCAUCUUCGGCAGCAAGCUCGUGGAAAGUGACGGCCACCUCAAGUUGCCGAGCCCCUUCUCGAACUUCGUAGAGCUCUUCACCGCCCCCUUCGGCAUGUGCGCCCUGCUCCUGACCGGGGCAUCUCUGCGCUCGCCGCAAGUGUCGGUAUGGGCGCUGGGGCUGGUACUGAUGAAGGUGGUGGUGUGCGCGUAUCUCAGCUACGCCUUCGGCAGCUGGCUGUCGGCGGGGAAGGAGGACGCGGAGCUGAAGGCGGACUUCACCUUCUUCUACGGGGCGCUGCCCACGGGCUCCCCGCCGCUGGUCUUCGCGGCCGCCUUCGACCCCGCCAGCUGCGAGCUCGUGGCCACCGCGGUGCUCUUCGGCCUGAUUUUGUCGGGGCCCAUCAUGUUCGUGACCGCCUACUCGCUGUCCUCCCGAAGCCUCGAAGCGGCCACACGGCUGCUGCAGGAGAUCCAAGGCAGCGCAGAUGCGGUGAGCCUCUUCUGCGGCGUGGGGCUCUUGGCGUGCGUCGCGCUGGCGCUCUUUGCACGUCCCACCUGGGUGGCCAGAUCGGCGGCCACGGCGCAGCUUGCGGUCUAUGGCCUGGUGCUCACGGCCUAUGCAGCGGUGUCGCUGGCGGUGAACCCCUUGGUGGCCCCGGAGACCUGCAGGGCCUACAACCAGGGGGAGGCCACGGCUCGGAUGUUCGCCUUCGCUUGGCUGCAGAACUCCGCCUCCACUCUGCUGCUGUCUUUGGAGUGCCUCCUGGUCUGCUCCGGCACCGGCUUCCUGGGGCGGCGCCUCAGGGCGCGCUGGGGCCUCGCCCUCGCGGCGGUUUGCGGCGUGGCGGCGCUGGCGCCGGCGAUUUGGGCCACGCCCAACACGGUGAACGAGAUCUGCGGCCGCGAGGAGGUGGUGGGCGAAGGCUUGCUGCUCAACGUGGCCUGGAGCUGCCUCCAGCUGCUGCUGGCGCUCGUUUUGGCCCUCGGCGGCUUGGCGCGGCACCGUGCGGCCCUGCGCGCGCGGAGGGCCUUGGAGGCUUUGGGCGGAGCGGCCAACGAGGCGGGGGAGGUGAUCUUGGAGAAGCCGCAAAACCUGGUGCCGCGAGGCGCCUGCCUGGCGGUGACGCUGCUGAACGUGGUGAAGCUCCUGACGCAGGUGGUGAACGCCGGACAGGUGAGCAUGGGCAACCGGAACCGCGGCAGCUUUGCGGCGAUGCUGCUGCUCGAGGCGUCCUUGGAGCAUGGCCAGCUGGUGGUGCUGCUGGCGGCGCUGAUGUUCGACGCCAGCUUCGCCUCCUCGAUCCGGGAAGCUCUCGGGGCGAUGUGGAGCUCCUGGACGGCGCAAGGUGGCCGCAUCCGCUCCUGGACAUUCCUCUUGACACGACCCAAGGCCAUCCAAGAAACCAACGUCUGAAAUCUCAGGAGCCCAGAAACCCAGGC